CACUUUCGAUUCUUUCAGCUCAUUUUAUACACGCUUCCCACACAUUUUUAAUCAACUACGGUCAGGUACCGCUGGACACAUCCUCCAAAUUUCAAUCGAUCAUAUACUUUAAACACACCCCUAACCGCCCCAACUACCUACCACCAAUUCGUAAUGUCCUCAACCUCGAUCUCAAGCGUGCUCUUCACAUUGCUCAUCCUCAUCUUACAAACCCUCACCACGGUAUCGGCAUUACCUACCUGCACCCCCGCCGCGGGCGCCGGCCCACGGCUCGAGACAAGAGCUUCAAACUCUGAUAACAACAAUAGUAAUAGUGAUAAUAGCGAUAACGGCGUGCAUAGUAAUGACACCGCCGCUUCAAAUAAAGUAACACCCGCCCAAAUCGCCGGCCUGGUCAUCGGCGCUCUAUGUACCAUUGCUCUAGCUCUGAUAUUCUGGUACUGCUUUCUACAGCACCAGAGCAGGAAGCGGGCUCAGAGGGCUCUGGACGAGAAGGAAGCCGCAAUUAAGCACACAAAACGGGUGGAUAAUAGUUACGAGUCAACAGGGGGUAUCUAUAGACCGUAUGUCUGAUUCACGGCUGGCUUGCCCGCUAGCUGAAGGACGUUCUGGAAGGAUUUUUUAGGCCCCACCGCUCUUUUAUUUUUCUCCUUUUUUCUCUCUUGGACCCACCAGCACUGUACCCCUCUUUGUCUUCGGUGAUUGUACGAGUAUGGUGAAUACGCUACUCGCAGAAAGUUAUGUACAGGUUUAGGAUUCUUUACUUGCGGCGUUGGAUCGGUGUUAUGCAUACAUACGGCAGUUCUUUCCUUUCCCUUUACUUGUCUAAUACGGGGUAAUCCCCCCUAUCUUAGCUGUUAUAGAUUGAAAAUAUUACAUGAACUUAUGAA
This is a messenger RNA of Tuber melanosporum (Perigord truffle), 890 nucleotides long. RefSeq lists its product as uncharacterized. The transcript has 2 exons. NCBI's taxonomy places the organism in Eukaryota, Fungi, Ascomycota, Pezizomycetes, Pezizales, Tuberaceae. The record is from RefSeq and is a predicted model, not a curated record. The coding region runs from base 154 to 573 and encodes 139 amino acids.